Molecule: messenger RNA, 3429 nt
Organism: Gigantopelta aegis
Lineage: Eukaryota; Metazoa; Mollusca; Gastropoda; Neomphalida; Peltospiridae
Product: putative GPI-anchored protein pfl2
Exons: 12
Coding region: 57-1472 (471 amino acids)
Molecular function (GO): protein binding
Source: RefSeq, a predicted model, not a curated record
CAUGUUAUGACAUUUCCAAAAGGGAGAUAACGUUUUUGUUGUUUAAUGCGAACAAAAUGGCCACUGGUAAUCCUCCUCUUCCACCAGGUUGGGAAGCUCGAUGGGCUCCAGCUGAAAAAGCUUACUUUUAUAUAGAUCAUAGUACCAAACUGACAACUUGGGAAGACCCCAGAUUUAAAAAACCAAGCAGACCUGAAGCUGUUCAGGCCCUCAGCCAUGGUGCGGGAUCACAUCACAGUACACCACAAAGAACAAGUGACAAUAUCCAGCUGAAGGAAAUGAGGCAUGGUCAUGCAGGAGCCCAUGGCCACAGUCAGGUUGAUCAGGAUACAACAUUUAUCAAAACUGGACAUGACUACAGACAUCACACAAGUGAGAGUAGCCCAGCAGACAGGCUGAAGGCCAUGUUUCCCUUGGCAACCAAUGCUCUCAUUAAAGAUCUUCUAACCAUGUUUGAUAACGAUGAACAAGAGGCAAUGGAACAGUUGGUUGAUCUUGGUUUCGAGAGAAGACGACCAUCAGCUGACAUCUCAAGGACAAGCUCACCCCAUCGCCAUGCCAACAGCCAUGCCAACAGCCAUGCCCGCGCGCAUCUGGAAACACACACCACACAGCAGCAUCGCCGCGGCAGUUCCCCACACCAUGGAUCACAGGGCACAUCACUUAUUCAGCCCAAUGCCAGAACUAGUUCUCCCCAGAGACGUACAUCAAACAACCAACCCACAGAGCAGACAAGAUCUCACUUAUCAGCAGCAGAUAAGAACAAAAUUCUAGCACAGAUCACUUCUGAGUUCCCAAGUUUGCACCAACAAGUGAUCACCUUGGCAGUGGAUUCUUGUGACCAUGAUGUGGACAGAACACGGUGUGUUCUAAAGGAAUUAGUCGAAGAUGAAUCUGCAAUGUCAGGGAGAUCUUCCUCAGUGGCACAUGUUUCAGACAGUAGUAGCACUCCAGUCACUUAUGCAAAAACAUCGGUAGUAACCUCCCCUGCCAGUUUGGAGCCAGUAGUGUUUGGAUAUGAUUCCUUUUCUCAGCAACCAAGCUCAAGUCCUACCACAAGUCCAUCACGAUCUGUUGAACAUCCAUCAAGCGGUCCAGCCACCCCAGCAAAACACCAGCAGCAGAAGGCAAAACAUGUCACCAAACCCAAGAAAGCAUUAGCACCAAGUACAGUAACGAGGCAACCACUCCAGCAGCGACAAUUUACAUCUGCUAAUAGAACCGUGGCAAAUGGACCAAACCCUUCUCUAAGAAAUGGACCAGAUCCAACUCUCCUCUUGGCAUCAAGCUCUCUUGCUAAGGGUCCAAAUCCCGAGUACAGAAGUGGUCCAGAUCCGAGCAGGCGACAGGGUCCCCAGGGAGCCCAUGGACCAGAUCCUUCACUGCACUGUGGAGCCCAGAGUAGCUUGAGACAUGGGCCCAGUGUGGACAACCUGGCAGCCACGACUCCAUGUCUUGUGACUAACCUGUAAAACACUACGUUGGUAUUCAGUGAUCAGUUGGUCCAGUCCUCAAGUUCAAUCACACCUGUUUGAAGCAGUCACCUAAAGGAAAGGAAUGUUUGUAUGUAUGAUGACACUCCAGUGAAGUAUGUUAAUUGUGACACCAGAGUGGCCCAUACACAAUCAGUAAUGCACAAUAUUUUGGCACUGACAAUAUUUAUUGACUCAUAGAUGGCAUGGACAGUUUGUGAAAAUAUUUAAAAAAUUAAAUUGUGUGGCAUACAAAUUUUGAUGCAAAAUCGAGUCAAUAAUAUUGAUAGAGUAUAGGCUGAAAUCUUUUGUCAAAAAGACAGCAUUAGUUAUUUUAUGGCUACCCACAGACAGGAAAGCACAUACUAUGUCCCUUGCUGUGUUGUAGAGUACUAGCAUUAACAGAAAAAUCUUCCUUUUUGAGGCAUAUUCAACACAAAAUUGAAAUAUUUCAAGUCUUUGCUGGAAAUAUGAAAAAGUAUGGCUUUUUCAAGUGACCGAGUUCUACACUUUAUCUCCUUUCUGAGAAACAAUCUUAAAUUCAAUAGUCAACUAGUUGGGAGGAACAGAAUUUGGGGAACCCAAUGUGUUCAUCAAUGUGGGACUCGUUGCAGUUUAGGCAGAAGUUGACCUACAUUCUGAAUAAAGUGGUCAAGAUGGGUGGCUGCUUUACACAUGUUAAAUUGUACUACAUUAGAUGAUUUCUGAGAGCAUCUAAAGGGACUGUCAAAAUGAUUCACAAGCCUAACUACUUAUUUAUAUGGAGGUUUUAAUAUCUUUUUAGUAGCAGCAUUUGUAAUUUAUUGGAGUUUAAAUUAAAUUUAAUUUAUGUGUUGUAUAUUGAAAGGCAAAGUAUUUAUUCAAAGUGAUACCAUAAGUUUUUUUCACCCAGUUCAUUGGAAUGAUUGCCAACUGUUCAGUUACUAGCAGCUUCAGUUGCUAUCUAAAUGGUUUUUAUUAUGCAAUUCCUGUGGUGGCUAAGAAGAAAGGAAUUUGAUUCUUUGCAUCUGGUUAUAGCAAACAAUAAAAACUGAAACUAUGUGAAGUUUUUAUUAAAUUAAUGCUUCAUGAUCAGUUCACACUGAAAUGCAUAUCUUUUAUAUUAAGGCUUCUGGAACUUGAAAGUCCACACUAAACAAAGAAAACUCAUUUGUUUUCAGUUAACUCGGAUAUUGCCGUAUAUUUGUUUUGUAGUAGUCCACAAGGGUACCAGCUUACAAAAUCUUGUAGCCAUCCACAAAAAGUAGUAGUUGUAUAAUUUCAGUAAAAGCAAACAAAAAAUAAAUGUUUGUUUUGUUUAAUGGCCCAACUUGGAGCACAUUCAUUGAUUAAUUAUCAAACAUUUAGAGGAAACCCCGUACAUGUUUUAUUAGCAACAAAGAACAUUUGAGACAUCAGUUGUGGGACACGGGAUCAUGAGAAAAAACCAACUGAGAAUGUUUGAUCCUAUGACCCAAUCAGCUCAGAUGAGCACUUCCAACGGAGCUAAAUCCAUAUAAUCAAAAAUAAUCCAAUCCAUUUGAGGUCUUAUUGUGUCAAUAAUGGGUUGCAUCAAUAAUGGGUUGCAUUAAUAAUGGGUUGCAUUAAUUUCAUGUUUAAUAGUAGCAGUAUGGAUCAGUGAAAAAAGAGAGAAGAUUAUGGCUAAAUGCUAAAACUUUCCAUUCUAAAAUGACAUGUACCUGUACCUUUCAUUGUGAUUUUUAAUGUUUUUAUUGUUAAAUACUUUUUUUACUUGUAACAAGUUUUGUCAAGAUAAACCUUACAUUUAAUAUGUAUCUUUAUAAUUACAUUGUUAGUUUUAAUGUUAUAUAUGUACUAAUUAUUACAUGGAUUUUGUAAACCUCCUUUUACAUGUAUGUAUCAUGAAGUAAUUAGUCUUUAACACCGUAGUUUACUAUGAAGAUUUUAUUCACACAUUAUCAAGUUAUAACAGGAAUAUUAAAUGUUUGUGCUUAUA